AUGUAUGAAUCGAAGUCUUCGAUCUUGGCUACCACUGCCUUCAUUUGGAAGGUAAGAGAUGCCGCGGAUCGUAGAGUAUUUUCAUCACUAUCAUCUGAAUGUUUGAUGGUAGGAUCUUUGAGAAACGGCAACACGGCCUCGGCUGCAGUAGCGAGCGCUUUGGCUUUUGUAGCUGUUCUCGUGAUCUCGGCUUUGGUCGAAUCAACAAUCGAAGUCACUAAUGAUUUUGGUUGCGAUUUAGACCGAGUUUUGGCACGCAUACGAGGCUGCUCUUUUUCCGUUGGAAAUGAGCACGCCUUACGGCUUGGUGGUAAUGCUGAUGUACGGUGGUUAGGAUGUCUUAGCAUCCUGAUGAUUGUCGAAGACAGGGGAGUUCAGAAAACUGAAAUUGGAUAG
Molecule: messenger RNA, 396 nt
Organism: Caenorhabditis remanei
Lineage: Eukaryota; Metazoa; Nematoda; Chromadorea; Rhabditida; Rhabditidae
Exons: 1
Coding region: 1-396 (131 amino acids)
Source: RefSeq, a predicted model, not a curated record